This is a messenger RNA of Haliaeetus leucocephalus (bald eagle), 8864 nucleotides long. Its product is annotated as membrane primary amine oxidase-like. Gene Ontology annotation, cellular component: plasma membrane. Gene Ontology annotation, biological process: amine metabolic process. The coding region runs from base 4527 to 6173 and encodes 548 amino acids. The transcript is spliced from 2 exons. The record is from RefSeq and is a predicted model, not a curated record. Lineage: Eukaryota; Metazoa; Chordata; Aves; Accipitriformes; Accipitridae. Gene Ontology annotation, molecular function: quinone binding; primary methylamine oxidase activity; copper ion binding.
CCUGCCUUUCUCGCAUCCAGUUGCUCCUUCCCUGCGUUCUCCUCAUUCCUCUCUUCGACUGUGUUGUAAACUGCUGUGUACUGCUUUGUCGGUUGUUUCUCUUCCUUUAGCAUGCCUUACAUUGGGCCCAUGGUCUUGGGUCUGAUGUGAUCCAUCCCAUCUCAACCCAGCGUGUGGGACUCCGGCCGUCUCAGUUAAAACAGGUGCAAGAGACUUGCGUGGUGUUUCUCGAAGGGUCUGCAGCCUGCUCUAUGGCUGCUCCUGCACCUCUGCCAAGCAGGUGCCUGCAGCACUGUCCUGGGACAGGCGCCUGGAGGCCACACCUGGUGCGUGCAUUCAGCGCAUGUUCCGCUACGCUCUCGGUACCAAAGGAAAACGCUGGCCGCCCUGCAAUCCCCCAGCCAACGCGUCCUCUGCUCUCCCUGGGGGAUCAUCCUCAUUUUUGUUGCGCUUCCCCCCGUGUCUACUGCACCGCAGCCCGGGGUGCAGAGGCCUCCCCAGUGGCACUCCUGUUCCCUAAGCGUCCUGUCCCGUAGCCACCCCUCCCAGGCAGGGUGCUGCUAGGUGGGGCCGGUGCCCGGCCCCGGAGCGGCUGCCACAGGCCAGGGCUCCUGGCUGGCAUGUCCAGCCUCGAAACCUUCAGCUGCUGAGAAGCAGGAGCAGCCACUUGCGGACAGAUGGUUCCUGCCUCCCGCAGGGCCGUCUGCCCCACAGUGCUGCCUGCUGUGUGGGAAAGUCCUGCAGGUGCCCCAGCCGCUCUGGGCAAGGUGGGAGUCGAGCUGGAAAUGGGUCACUGGGGGCCAAGGUGGCUGGAGCCAGAGCUCAAAGGAAGGGCUGUUGCUGGCAGGGCUUGAUGUGGUGCAGCACGAGGGGUUCCUCUUCACUGCAGCCAGAAGAAACUGAACUCCCUGGAGGCUUGUGCCAGCGGUCCUGCGGAAGGGUGGAGCAUCCAGGACAGUUGUCUCGGCGGGUGUUGGCAGGGAGCGUGGUUCAUCUGCUGGAGCCAGGGGAAGGUUUAUUGUCCGUGAUCUUCACCCCUCAGUCUCAGUGCAAUGGUUUCUGCUUUGCUCUCCAGGAGAAGUGGCAGUGUGCCGCCACGGCUCUAAUUUACAGGUUCUUGAGACAUCCCAGCUUAUAUGCAGUGACUGUUAAAACCUUGAGAGGAGAAUAAAGGCACAGCAGUUGUGUGCAGACGCAAACACUGCCAGAAACGCAGCUGGCAUGGGUAAGGGUCAAGCAAUUUCCACUGUUCUGUUUUACACAAGCUGACCCUAUGAGAUGAGAGAAUGGGAGUGGGAGUUUUCCAGAGUCUGAGGUCUGGCUUGGGGUAUGCUUAAGACUCGCCUGUGUCAGGAUUGUUGGCAAGGGGGUUUCUGUACCGUACUCUUUACCCAGCUGUCUGGCAGUCACUGACUCCGUUUCCUUGAGCCAAAAGCUGUCUGUCUCUGGUUUUGGUUUCUAUAAAUUUCAGAGACUAUUUUUUGCCACCUCUACCUUUCUGUCCGAGCAAAAACCAGCAAACUCCUCUCUUCCUUGCUUUGUUUGGGAGACAUGGGCAAUUUAGCAAAUAUAAGAUGUGCUGGUGGGCAGUACCUAAAAGCAACUGUGUAGCCAAAAUAAACAUUGGUAGGAUGCGAAUUCUCCAUGUUAGGUGUGGGGCAGGGUGAUGGGCUAAUCAGACUGGGGAGCUGAGUUGUGGGAAGAGGUAUGUGCACUAAACAGGUCAUAAACAAGUUACGCUGCUGUUAGUGAGACAUGUAAUUUUUUAAAUUCUAGGUUAGCUUUAAGCUGCUUCAGGCUUCUUUUGGAGAAGGUACACAAGCAAUUCAGUGGUAUGUGUGGCCCUUAAAGAUCCCCGAUUGCUUCUCAUCAGUAAGGUAUUGACACAGGUCUCCUGGCUCUGCAGGCUCAGUUAAUUACUCUGCUUCCUGAAAUUUCUACUGCAAGAUGGAGAUGGAUUUAGGGCUGUUCUGUUUAUUCUGAAACAGAGCUCCCAGAAAGUGCAGGCUGAUGCUUGCGUUGCUUGUCAUAGGCUUUAAAAGUCCUCAGCUUGAAAAGUACAGCAGAAAUGGGUGGUAUUAAAUAACGUGGUAUUAGACAUGGCAUCCAUGGCACGUAUCCUGUAGUGGGGCAAAGGCAGCGCACAAAGCUUUGUUUGCAUCAUCUGUAUCCUGCAGACCUGGGGUGUGGGCUGUGGGUUGGUUUGUCAUGGGGAUGUCAUUACAGGUUAGGGUUUCUCUUUUUUUCGAAACACCCGAUGUGCGCAGAACUAAGAGUGUUCCCACACUUUAUUUUCAGACAUCUCCCAGGCAAAGCUGCAGGGUUGAGUUGUGAUUUGUGGGGCAGCAAGGCCUGUGGAGUUUAUCCAGUUCUCUUAAACUGCUGCUGUGCUGCUUAGAAAAUGACCGUCUGUAAUUGCAGCCUGUGCCUUGACUUUUAGGGACUUGGGAUGCAAAACCAAGAGGCAAAGUCAAAACUGAACAAUCUGCUCUUUUUGUACUUUUUUAAGGAAAUGUCAGUGUGAGCAUUUUGCAUGCAGCCUCGCAGGGUCGUGCAGUAGUCUCGGCUCAGCUGUGUAGGUGCGUGGUGCAGCAGAACACUUGUUAAAUUCCUGGGAGGCAGGAGGUAUGUCCUGGCUCUGCUCUAAACCUUAACUGGGGUAACAGUGCUUCCUCUCGGCACUCUGAGUGAAAUGGAUAGCAUGUUCUAGGCUUACACCGAAAGGGAAUAAAGGCCUAAACCCAGGUAAUCCUCGAAGCCUUGUUGACUUCAUGGAUUGAAAGACUGACUUGGAAGUUGGCGCUUCUUUGCUUAAUUUGGGGCUACUCAGGGGCAUCUGAUUCUGCCACUGGAGGCCAAUUGAAAGUCGAUGAGAGCAGGGUACCUCUGAAACCUGUAGCUGUUGCAUCCCUUGUAGCUAAGGCUCUCCUCUCAUCUGUCCUGUCUCUCCCCUUUGCUUGUGUCUGUGCCACAGAGUGAGCCCCUCUUCUGGCACAGUGGCCACGUAAAUUGACUGCUGUGGCUCUGCAGGCUUUGCUGGCGCAACGGCCAGUGAGGCAGAGAUGACGCGUGCUGGCACAGAGUGGAUGUGCGUGUCCCUGGCCUGCACAGCUGCAGCCUGGGCUAAAGAAGGCCAAGGCUGCCAGUGGUGGUGAGGAUAAUGGAGUGAGUCCUAUGGCAACGUGGCCUUCUGCUUACCAGUGUGGUGUCUGGUAAGCACAGCCAGAGGACUGCAGAGGGACUGAGUCCAGGGCAAGAGUUGCUGCUGGAAGAACUGGAGGCAGUGCUGAGGCUGAGGGGGCCAUCUCGCACCAGGAAACUCUGACGGGAGGAGGAAGAGAAGGCCAGGGUGAGGUGAGGUGAGGUGAGGCUGGCAGCAGGAGUGGAAAUGUUGGGUUGAAUCUCCAGCCCUGGUUCUCUUGGAUGCCUUGUGCUUCUCAGCACCAGCUCAGGGACAGGCAGGGAUAAAGUAUCUAAAGUGGUACAUCUUGUCUACCCCAAGCAUCUGCUGCAUGGCAGGAUGGAGCCCCGAGUCCUGGUGUCUGGCCGCCUCAUCCUGCCAAAGCCUUUCAACAGUGCUGUGAGACCAGCAGAGAGACCUCUGGUGGGGGUGGCAGAGGGCAGUUAUCUCAACCUUUGGUAGAAAUCCUGGAGGUGGCUGCUUAGCCUGGGUAGUGGUAGCCUGGCAGCACAGUGAUAGCAGGCACUGCCAUCAGCUGCCUGCUUGGCUGACGCAGGUUGGGGGUGGUUUUGUCCUUGAGGGAACUUCUCAGAAGCUGCACCUCAGUUUAUCUUUGAACUGGAGGCAGAGACAAAAGCUGUGUGAUCUUGUUUCAGUGGAAUGCUGGGGGAUUAAUUAGUUCAUAGCUGUUCAGAGGUGCAAACUAAGAGCUAGUUGUUCACAGCACAUUGGGGCCUGAAUCUCAUCCUGAACUACAUCUCUUCAUGCCCGCCAAAGUUUUUCUACUACUACACAGAUGGAUGUGUUUUCAGCAAAGGCUUCCAUGUGGAAGAUUAAAAAAAAUAAAAUAAAAAGUAACUCCAAGCUUGGAAUUAUGCUGCCAGGGAGAAUGUUUACAAGGAAGCAGCCUGAUAAACAAGGAAAUUUGGUGAGUUGCAAAGAGGUGAAAUUCUACAGUGUGGCAACAAUUCCCAGCUUGUCAGAGCCUCACAGUGGUCCCAGCCACCUCAGGCUGGCUACAGGAUCUUCAUUUUUACAGGCAGCCGCAGGAAGCUAGGUUGGACUGAAAAAGUAACAGAAUUACGUGAAACUUGUCUGAGUCACUGACCCUGCAUCUCCGCUAGUUCUUUCAGGGCACUGCUCAUGGCAGAGGACAGAGGAGGCUGCAGCUGAGAGGAGAUCUGCCCUUUCUGGUCACCACGAAUUUCAGAUCUCCUCCCCUAGCCUCUCCCAGUCUUUUGUACUUUCCGUGCUAAUCCAUCCAGUGCAGCGUAAACUGACAGAGGCAGCAGCUAGAAACCCUGCUCUGAAAGCUGCUGUGAAUGCCUCAGGACCAGCAGCAGGCAUGCACAUGAAAACCCUGCUCAUCCUCCUCGUUCUGGCUUCAGCCACAAUAUUUGCUUUAGUCUGUGUGUUGCUGACAAGAGGAAGGGCCCCCAGCACCUGCCAGCACCAGCCCCUGGAGCAGGAGGACACCGAUGAUGGCCAGAGCCUGGUCUUUGCCGAUCUGACGCCCGAAGAGAUGGUGCAAGUGGUGUGGUACCUGCAGGGAAACCUUGGGGUGCAGCUGGUUGAUGCUUCGCGUGCAAAACCCUCUGACAACUGCAUUGCCUCCGUUGACCUGCAGGUCCCCGCCCAGGCGGGGGGGCUGCGGUUCCUGGAUGGGGGAGGGGCUCGCCCCCCCCGAGAGGCGCUGGCUGUGCUGUACUUUGGGAACCAGCCAGACCCCAACAUCACCGAGUAUGUGGUGGGUCCGCUGCCGAUGCCAGCAUAUCACCGGGAUGUCACGGUACAGAAGUAUGGGGGGAAGGUGCCGUAUCACCGCAGACCAACACUGGCUGUUGAAUACAAACAGAUUGCAGGGUUUUUAAAAAGCCAAGUGUUCCCCACAGCUCCAUCUUUCAUGCGUCAAGUAAUGGAGUAUGAUGGAGCCAGUCUAGCAGCCCUGACAGCUGCUCCCCGUGGAUUCCAGUCUGGAGAUCGGAUCACCUGGUUUGUUUUAUUUCAGAAUGUGAGCGGGUUCUUUGUGCACCCAGUGGGGCUGGAGGUGCUGGUGGACCACAGCAGCCUGGACAUCUCCCAGUGGGCGGUGAGCAGGGUCUUCUACAACGGGCAGUACUACAGGGACAUGGUUCAGCUGGAGAGCGCCUACGUGCAGGGUCGCAUCAGCGUGCAGAAGGUGAGGAAAGCGCCGCGGGAUGGGGACUUCUCGUCCAUGAAGCCCCGAGCACCUUCGGCUGCGCUGUUCCCUUUGCAGUACGAGCCCCAGGGUCCCCGCUACAGCGUCAGGAACAACCACAUCCUCUUCCAGGCCUGGAGCUUUGCCUUUGGGAUGAGCGUGAACACAGGCCUGCGCCUGUUUGACGUCCGACACAAGGGGGAGAGGGUUGCCUAUGAAAUCAGCGUCCAAGAGGCGUUGUCGGUGUACGGCUCCAACUGCCCUGGAGGAAUGUCAACGAGGUACAUGGAUGGGAGCUUUGGCAUUGGGCGCUACACCUCCCCUUUGGUGCGAGGGGUCGACUGCCCCUAUUUAGCAACAUACCUGGAUGUGCACUACCUUGCUCAUUCCCAGGUCUCUAGAAUUAGUAAAAGUGCCCUCUGCAUCUUUGAGCAGAACCUGGGCUCCCCUCUGAGGCGCCACUACUCCAACUUGCAGUCACUCUACUAUGGGGGGCUGGUCAACUCUGCUCUGGUCGUUCGGUCCAUUGCGACUGUGGGCAACUAUGACUACGUGUGGGACUUCAUCUUCUACCAGAACGGGGCCAUCGAAGGCAAGGUCCAGGCCACGGGGUACGCGAGCUCGUCCUUUCUCCAUGGGGACGGUCUGAGAUAUGGCAAUAGGGUUUGGGAGCACACGCUGGGUACAAUACACACCCAUUCCAUCAACUAUAAAGUGGACUUGGAUGUGGGAGGUAGGUCUGGGUCUUCGUUUAAUGUUUGCUAUUAUACUGGUAAACCCCAGAGCUUUGGGGGAAUUCUUCCUCAUCUGUAGAGUCCCUAAUAACUGACAUCAGAACUCUGCUUUUUCACUCUCCUAACCUCUUCUUUCAUUGCAAAAUUAUUUUUCUGUGUACAAGACAGUCUGUCAAGGUCAUGGAGUUGAAGGCAGUGGGAAUUGUCUGGGAGCUCUGUGUUCAGCCCAGGGAAAGUAUGAAAGGUAGCAGCUGAAAAAUGUUUGUGUUUCCUUGAGGCCUCAUGUCUGGCACCCUGCGUGUUGCCAUAGGCAUGGCCAGGCAGACGGGGAGACACAGCCCUGUCUGCAGGACUGAAGGUCUGAGCCCGCUGUUGCUGCACCUGAUGCCGAGCCUGGCGCUUCUUGUAACUUGGAAAAGUCCUUUUUGUAUCUUGACUGCCCAGCGUAAAGCAGGGCAGCUGGACUGGUGCUCUGCAGGGCUGAGUUUGUGCAGCUUUAUCCCCGCUUCUCUUUUGAGGAAACACUUGGAAGCUGGAUCCUGCGUCUCGGGCUGCAAAGCCGCUGCAGUGAGCCAGUGAAUUCCCCUGCUCCUGCACAGAGUCACGGUUUUUGGCGGCGGUUCCCUGUGGAGGGUUAUUUGAGUCCAGGAGCAGCCUCUUGCUGCACUGUCUGGCGGGCUGAGCCGUGAAGUGCUGGCAUCCACCCUGGGAGGCGCAAGGAUGCUCAGCCUGAAAGGACAGCUUUGCUUCCCCUUAAAGGCCGUUCCAGUAACUGCAGUCCCAGAAGGUGCAAGGGCAGUGGUGGUGCUGUGGCCACAGGCUGGCAGCAUUAGGUGUCUGUUAUUGAAACCUGCUCCCGUAAAAGGUACGGGAAAAAAAUGCUUCACACCUGCACAGGACCAAACAGAUUGCUAGUGGGCAGUGGACUGCAUGUGUACCAGCCCGAGGAGAAAUAAAUGCAGCUCCAGGAACCCGUGCUGUCUCCUGGAUUGCGGGGAGUAAUCGGAGAACUACAUAUGUCAAGCUGCAGCUGACUCCAGUGCAAGCAUUCAGUCCUGGCAUGUGUCCUCUCUUGUACCUGCCUGUGAUGCAGCAGAGGUUUGUGUGGCCUUGAAAGGUGGUGCUGCUGUCAUUACAGUCAAAAACAGGACUGAUACUGGUUCCCUUCCUGGAAGCAAGGCUCAGAAACGUGCUAAAAUACAGUUCCUGCAUGGUGGUGGCAAGGUCCUUUUCUGUGACUGCUGUGCCCCUCAGUUCCCUGCUCUGUUUACAGACCGUGAGCCCUGGCUGCUGCAAAAUGCUCUUGAGAAGAGUUGUGUAAAAUCCCAGACUUGUUCCCCUUAGCGAGGGAGGGGAGCCCUGUCCCAAGCAGCAGGGCUCGGGGCCAUGCCGGGUGCUCGAGAGGCGCCCUGUGGGAUCCCCACCUUCCGAGCGCAGGGAAGGCAAAACUGCAGCACAGCAAAAAUGGGUCAUCUCCCACACAGGUUUCUUGGAUCCUGAUCUGAGGCUGGUGGGCGACCUGCAGAGAAAAAAGGCAAUUGUUCCCUGGCUGGAAGUGAGAAUGAAAACAUAAGUUCCUAAAUUAACAUGAUCGCAAGAGCGGUAAAUUGAUCCAGUGCUGUAGUGGUUUCAGCCCCUGUGCAGCCCCUCUGCCUGUGCUGCAAACCAUCUCUACCAGAAUGGUGUGAAGUGGACCACAAUCUCAGGAAAGCCAUCCUUGGCUGUCAGUGAUGUAUCGCUGCUGCCUCGUACGGGGCUGGGUGCAGUGGGGCCAGCCUUGCAGAAGCUGGUGGCCCUGCAGGAGCAGCUGCCUCACACCACAGUGGGGUGGCCCCAGCCCCCUCCUCACUGCCUCCAAAGGGCUGCUUGCUGCUCUCCUUGCCAGGGAAGGUCUGUUGUACAGUCAGGAGUACUGAACAGUUUCCUGACAGUGACCAUUUCUGUCUGUGACAGCUCUCGUCCAAGGAUCAUGUCCGCUGGAGUGGGGUCGGGAUGCCUGAAUGGGGACAGCUGUGUCCUGUUAGUCAUUCUGCAGCCUCUGCUCUUCCUGGUGCAGCCACUCCGGGUGCUGCCUGUCACUUGCAGUUGCUGCCAGGGGUUCGGAGAAUGUCUCCCUGUUCUUACCAGGGAGCUUCCUCCUGUCUCGGCUAGCCUGCCCACAGCUGGAGCCAGGCUGGAGCUGCCAUGUCCCUUCCCUCAGGGUUGGGAGGGACUUGGAGGCAACAGAUGAUGGGGACAGGGAGAACUGGCAUGUGGAGGUGCUGGGGAGCCGGCUGGUCUUGGGCGCUCCUGGAGUGCCAGCCUAGACUGGCCCUUCAGGGGAGCAGGGCUGGUCCUGGGGCACCAGGGUGCAGAAGGACCAGGCCAGCUGAGCCUGCCCCUGCAGCAUCGCUGAACUCCACAUGAGACGGGAUGGGGUGUCCUGGGAGAAGCAAAGGCCCCUUGGGCAGACUGAGGCUGGGGCUCUUUGUGGUGUCACCCUGCAGCGGAGAAACCCAUCAGUAGAUUGGGGAGUGAGUCAGGCACAGGCUCCCCAGCUGGCUUCCUCGGUGUGUCUGGGGUGGGGAGGAAACAGGCUGAACUGGCUGGGACCUGUGAUCUCCUCUCGGACUCCCAGGUGAGCUCCAGGUGAGCUCCCCACCUUGCAAGCAACGCCUUUACGCCCACAGUCAGCAAAUGAAUUAAGAGCCUGGUCUGCAGGGGGAGGCGAUCACCCAGCUGCGAAUCCCAGCCCCGCAUUGUGGAGAAGACAGGAUCCACAAGCCAGAGC